Molecule: messenger RNA, 2690 nt
Organism: Suncus etruscus (white-toothed pygmy shrew)
Lineage: Eukaryota; Metazoa; Chordata; Mammalia; Eulipotyphla; Soricidae
Gene: ACVR1B
Product: activin A receptor type 1B
Exons: 9
Coding region: 56-1573 (505 amino acids)
Biological process (GO): activin receptor signaling pathway; cellular response to growth factor stimulus; protein phosphorylation
Cellular component (GO): plasma membrane; activin receptor complex
Molecular function (GO): activin receptor activity, type I; activin binding; ATP binding
Source: RefSeq, a predicted model, not a curated record
CUCUGGGCGCUGCUGGGCUGCGGCGGCGGCGGCGGCGGCGGCGGCGGCGGUUACUAUGGCGGAGUCGGCCGGAGCCUCCUCCUUCUUCCCCCUCGUCGUCCUCCUGCUCGCUGCCAGCGGCGGCUCCGGGCCGCGGGGGAUCCAGGCUCUUCUCUGUGCCUGUACCAGCUGUCUCCAGGCCAACUACACAUGUGAGACAGAUGGAGCCUGCAUGGUCUCUAUCUUCAACCUGGAUGGGCUGGAGCACCACGUGCGCACCUGCAUCCCCAAAGUGGAGUUGGUCCCUGCAGGGAAGCCCUUCUACUGCCUGAGCUCAGAGGACCUGCGCAAUACCCAUUGCUGCUAUACCGACUACUGCAACAAGAUCGACCUGAGGGUGCCCAGUGGUCACCCCAAGGAGUCUGAGCACCCUUCCAUGUGGGGCCCCGUGGAGCUGGUUGGCAUUAUUGCUGGACCAGUGUUCCUCCUCUUUCUCAUCAUCAUCAUUGUUUUCCUUGUCAUUAACUAUCAUCAGCGUGUCUACCACAACCGCCAGCGACUGGACAUGGAGGAUCCUUCAUGUGAAAUGUGCCUCUCCAAAGAUAAGACACUUCAGGAUCUGGUCUACGAUCUCUCUACUUCAGGGUCUGGCUCAGGGUUGCCCCUUUUUGUCCAGCGCACAGUGGCCCGAACCAUUGUCUUACAGGAGAUUAUUGGCAAAGGCCGGUUUGGAGAAGUGUGGCGUGGCCGCUGGAGGGGUGGCGAUGUGGCAGUGAAGAUUUUCUCCUCUCGAGAAGAACGGUCCUGGUUUCGUGAAGCAGAGAUAUACCAGACGGUCAUGCUGCGCCAUGAAAACAUUCUUGGGUUUAUUGCUGCUGACAAUAAAGAUAACGGCACCUGGACACAGCUGUGGCUUGUCUCGGACUAUCAUGAGCACGGCUCCCUGUUCGAUUACCUUAACCGAUACACGGUGACGAUCGAGGGAAUGAUUAAGCUGGCCUUGUCUGCUGCCAGUGGGCUGGCCCACCUGCACAUGGAGAUUGUGGGUACUCAGGGGAAACCUGGAAUUGCUCAUCGAGACUUGAAGUCCAAGAACAUUCUGGUGAAGAAAAACGGCAUGUGUGCCAUCGCAGACCUGGGCCUGGCUGUGCGUCACGAUGCUGUCACAGACACCAUUGACAUUGCCCCCAACCAGAGGGUGGGAACCAAACGGUACAUGGCCCCUGAGGUGCUUGAUGAGACCAUUAACAUGAAGCACUUUGACUCCUUCAAGUGUGCGGACAUCUAUGCCCUGGGGCUUGUGUACUGGGAGAUUGCUCGAAGGUGCAACUCUGGAGGAGUCCACGAAGAAUAUCAACUGCCAUAUUAUGACUUAGUGCCCUCUGACCCUUCCAUUGAAGAAAUGCGAAAGGUCGUGUGUGACCAGAAGCUUCGUCCUAACAUCCCCAACUGGUGGCAGAGUUAUGAGGCAUUACGGGUGAUGGGGAAGAUGAUGCGGGAGUGUUGGUACGCCAAUGGUGCAGCUCGCCUCACUGCUCUGCGCAUUAAGAAGACUCUGUCCCAACUCAGCGUGCAGGAAGAUGUGAAGAUCUAAACUGCUUCCUCCCCUCCAAGUAACCCUGGGCGGCGAGAACCACAGAGCUGCCAUGUUGAGAGUACGAUGGAGGCCUACCUCUCGUUUCUGCCCAGCCCUCUGGCCAGGAGCCCUGGCCUGCAAGAGGGACAGAGUCCGGGACACUCGCUCACUCCCAGGUUGGGUUUGAGACACAGACACCUUUUCUAUUUACCUCCUAAAGGCAUGGAGACUCUGAGAGCCAAUGGUGUAGAGAACUCAAUGCCGUGACUUGAACUGGUGGGAGUGGGGAGUCCCGCAGAACCCGGCGCAUCUGACACCUAACCAGGCAUGGUGAUGGUGAUGGCGGCGGCGGCCCCGGAGGCCCAGAGAAACCAGGUGUCACCAGUGCUAAGCAGCACUGAGGUUUUUCCUCCAGGGACCAACCCAGCACACUGAGGGGCCCUGAGGACCCAGGCAGACAGCCCGUCUCUAGGCAGCUGUGCUCCCUCCCACCUCAUACGGACAUCUGGAGGGACUGCCCUGGGGACAGUUGGCGCCUGUCUGUCCGACCAUGUGUGCAUGUGUUGAGGUGCGUUCCAGUUGUGCCUGCUCCGUGCCCCGCCCUUCAUGUGUGUGUGCGCGUGUGUGCGUGUGUGUCUGUUGGUGUGCAUUUAACCUGCUUGAGCUUCCUGUGCAUGUACAGGGCGGGGGUGGUCAUCGUGCUGUCUGUGUGUGCUGGUGCCUCUGGUCAAAAGUGAGCAGCGUCUGUGUGCUCCAAAGCCCUCCUCAGGGGCCCACCCCAGCCCCAUGCCACGGUGGUACUCCCUUUCCAGCAGGCCACCCAGCCCUCUGCCCCGUGUCCAUGCAGCUCCCCUCCACCUCGGACUGGAACUGAAGUUGGCCCAGUUGGCCACUGCAGCCAAGGCUUUGCUCUGGGUCCCUGUGGAGGAAGAGAGGUGGGAAAGACAGGGCAGGAAUCAUGGCAGCUGCCUUGAGUCUUGUGGUCAGUGACAGUGUGGUAAAUGAGCUGCCCCAAGGGCACUGUCCUCCACAGCAUCAGGGAAGGACCGAGGGAUUUGAAGCCCAGAUCUUGGGACUCCAGUUGGAAUGUCACAUCUGUCUUUCAUAUCCCAGAUUCUGGAAUCAGCAGUGUAUA